ACAUCUAAAAAGGGGACAAACGCACACAUUUAAAAGUUCACAUUUAAGUUCAUGUAUGUGGAAAUGGCCAUUUAUACACAUUUCGCCACUGCCCAACACGACAAAUACCCGGAUGUAUUUACGACAGUUGCGCUCCAAAAGCAGCACACUGGGAAAUAAACCGGGAAAAUGUUAUUUUCUGUCAAUAUGGCGACCACUCGCUCCUCCACCCUCGUGUUGGACCAGUGGGAAUCCCUCCAAAGAGGCUUGAAGUCGGACACGUACACGUACACGGCCACGGCCACGGGGUCGGCGAACUUUCCCCCACGUGUUGCUAGUGUUGAAAGUGGAACUAAGAGGAGGGAGGGGUGGCGACUUUAUCUCCGACACGCCGGAGAGGGAAAGCCGCUCAUGGACUACCAGUUGGCCCCAACUCUUCUCGGCAAGAAGGCAACAGAGCGCCGUCGGAAGAGUUUUUCCAGUAAAUGUGGAUUUUUUUUUUGUCGCCGGCGAGCGAGCAAACAUGAGCGGGGAGAAAGACGCCACGAAGCCCGGCGAGGAGAUCCCUGACCCGGAGAAGCACUUGGGGGACUCCUCGGAGGGUGUGCAGCGGCUGGAAGGUCCGAGUGAGGCCGACACAUGUCGGGCGACGCGCCUGUACAAACGCCGCUGGGUGAUGGUGCUCCUCUUCAGCUCCUACUCGCUCUGCAACUCCUACCAGUGGAUCCAGUACGGCAUCAUCAGCAACAUCUUCACCAAGUUCUACCAGGUGGACCACUUCACCAUAGACUGGAUGUCCAUGAUCUACAUGCUGACCUACAUCCCCUUCAUCCUGCCCGUCACCUGGCUGCUGGACAGGAAGGGGCUGCGGGUGGUCGCCAUCGCGGCCACGGCGCUCAACUGCGCCGGGACGUGGCUGAAGGUGGUGAGCGUCCAGCCCCACCUGUUCGCCGUCACCUUCUCGGGACAGUUCUGCUGCUCCCUCGCCCAGGUCUUCAUCCUGGGCAUGCCCUCCAGGAUAGCCUCGGUGUGGUUCGGCUCCGACGAAGUGUCCACGGCGUGUUCCAUCGGCGUGUUUGGGAAUCAGUUGGGUAUCGCCAUUGGGUUCCUGGUGCCACCUAUCCUGGUGCCUAACGUGGACGACCUGGACGAGCUGGCCCACCACAUUAGAAUCAUGUUCUACAUCACAGCCGGAGUGGCCACUUUCCUCUUCAUCCUCGUUGUUUUCGUCUUCCAGGAGCGCCCUAAACUCCCUCCCACUCAAGCUCAAGCCACCGCCCGAAGCAUCCCACCCGAGCAGUACUCCUACACCGCCUCCAUUCUCAGGCUUCUCCGCAACAGGCCCUUCAUCCUCCUCGUCGUCACCUAUGGCCUGAACGUGGGCUGCUUCUACGCUGUCGGCACCUUGCUGAACCGCAUGAUCAUCCAGCACUAUCCUGGUGAAGAGGUGAACGCUGGGAGGAUCGGCCUCACCAUCGUCAUCGCCGGCAUGGUGGGCUCCCUCAUCUGUGGGGUGUGGCUGGACAGGACCAAAACCUACAAACAGACCACCCUGGUGGUGUACUUCAUGUCUCUGGUGGGGAUGAUCGUCUACGCCGCGACACUCAGUCUGGGCCACCUAUGGGUGGUGUUCAUCACAGCUGGAGCUCUUGGGUUUUUCAUGACGGGCUACUUGCCGCUAGGUUUUGAGUACGCAGUGGAGCUGACUUAUCCUGAGUCCGAGGGCACGUCAUCCGGGCUCCUCAACUGCUGCGCACAGGUGUUUGGCAUCAUCUUCACCAUCAGUCAGGGCAAGAUCAUCGACACAUUCGGCACGCUGCCCGGCAACAUAUUCCUCUGCGUCUUUCUCCUGGUUGGCACCAUCAUGACAGGCUUCAUCAAGUCCGAUCUGCGGAGACAAAAAGCAAAUGUGUUGGCCAAAGCAGAAGAGGAGUCCAAGGCCUCGGGACAAGACUACGGCGCCACGGCCUUGAUCCCCGGGCCGCAGACGCCGUCUUCACUCUAAACUUUUCCAACCCCACAAAACAACAACAAAUGUAAUCUUAGCGCCACCCACAGACGCACAAAGGGAGCGUCUGACAGCCGGAGAGGGUCUGCACACACUUUCAUCCAGGAAGCAGAGUUGUAGACGUUCAGUGUAGGGCAACACCCGCACUGGAACACUUUGCACCCCGGAUGAACUACAUCCACUUACAGUCAUUAUUUAUAAAGGACAAAAAAAGAAAUUCAAGAAUUAAGUGUUGUAUUUCCUAACUUGACGUAAACCUAAUCAUACAUUGAAUAUCAAAUACAUGUGAAUCACUUGUGCCUUGACAAUUGUCUGUAUUGAAAAUGUUUUAUUUGUAAAACACCAAAGGUGUAUUUAGGACUGAUUUCUGUCAUUGGAAAAAAAUAAUGGCACCUUAUGACGUGAAGAAGAAAACAAAUGUGAAUGGAUUUGCGAAAUGAUUCCUUGUUUUUAUACAAAUGUGACAUUGUAACGUUUUUACAUGACAUAAAAGAAA
Molecule: messenger RNA, 2483 nt
Organism: Entelurus aequoreus (snake pipefish)
Lineage: Eukaryota; Metazoa; Chordata; Actinopteri; Syngnathiformes; Syngnathidae
Gene: flvcr2b
Product: FLVCR choline and putative heme transporter 2b
Exons: 11
Coding region: 503-1984 (493 amino acids)
Biological process (GO): heme export; transmembrane transport
Cellular component (GO): membrane
Molecular function (GO): heme binding; heme transmembrane transporter activity
Source: RefSeq, a predicted model, not a curated record